This is a messenger RNA of Protopterus annectens (West African lungfish), 2095 nucleotides long. RefSeq names its product endoplasmic reticulum lectin 1 (gene ERLEC1). Gene Ontology annotation, cellular component: endoplasmic reticulum lumen. Lineage: Eukaryota; Metazoa; Chordata; Ceratodontiformes; Protopteridae. Bases 92 to 1552 code for a protein of 486 amino acids. Gene Ontology annotation, biological process: retrograde protein transport, ER to cytosol; endoplasmic reticulum unfolded protein response. The record is from RefSeq and is a predicted model, not a curated record. The transcript has 15 exons.
ACGCCUGUACGUCAUUUCCUGUGAUGGAGCCAGUGUUGUGCUGUGGAAGUUGACAGUAGACAGAAGUGUAGUUGUUAUUUUAGGAUUAGCCAUGUGCAGUCUCAGGGAUGCUUGUGCUUUGUACUUUUUAUUUCUGCACAUUGAGUUGUCGUUGUACAGCAUUACGGCUAGUGGAAUACCUGUUUUUACAGAUGACGUUUCCUUCAAGAUCCACUGGCCAGGACAGGAGUUAACUCUGCCAACAGGAAGUGCCUUGUACAGAGAUGACAACUAUAUCAUCAUGACAACAGCUGACAGUGAAAAAUAUAGAUGUUUACUUCCAUUGAUGUCAGGUGACAUGGAGGAUGAUGCUAAAGAUUACACUGGUCCAAGUCCUGCAGAAUUGUUAGAACCUUUAUUUAAGCAAAGCAGCUGUUCCUACCGGAUUGAAUCUUUCUGGACGUAUGAAGUAUGCCAUGGAAAACACGUCCGACAGUACCAUGAGGAAAAGGAAACUGGUCAGAAGAUAAAUAUACAGGAGUAUUACCUUGGAGCUGUGGUAAAAAAAAGUCAGACGGCAACAGCAGGUAUUAAGAGAGAUAGAAGGGAAGAUAGUGGAACAGGUAAACAGCUUCAAACAGAAAUUCCAUCAAAAAAUAUUGAGGGACAGAUGACACCAUUUUAUCCUGUACAUAUGGGUAAUGGCACACCCUGUACGCUGAAACAAGACCAACCUAGAGCAACUACAGUAAUGUAUGUAUGCCAUCCUGAAGCAAAACAUGAGAUUCUGACUGUGGCAGAAGUAACAACUUGUGAAUAUGAAGUCAUUAUUUUGACUCCACUGUUGUGCAACCAUCCAAAAUAUAGGUUCAAAUCUUCACCAGUGAAUGAUAUAUUCUGCCAGUCUCUGCCAGGGUCACCACUAAGACCUAAGAGCCUGGAUAGCUUUGAAAAACAGCAAGAAGAAUUGAUGAAAUCACAGUUUAGGAGGGACAUUGAGGAUGAAGCAUCUUCAACAAAAGAUGAAAAAUUUUCAUCCUUACACAAGCCAGUAAGUGUUGGAGGGCAGCAGCAGAUAACUGUGGGGACCACUCAUAUUUCCAGAUUAACAGAUGAGCAGCUUAUUAAGGAGUUUCUCAGUGGCUCUUACUGCUUCCAUGGGGGUGUUGGUUGGUGGAAGUAUGAAUUCUGUUAUGGAAAACACGUGCACCAGUAUCACGAGGACAAAGAAACAGGCAAAUCUUCUGUAGUAGUGGGAACAUGGAAUGUACAAGAACACAUGGACUGGGCAAAGAAGAAUGUGGCCAGAUCGUAUCUGCUCAGAGAUGACGGUACACAGAAAGUGAAGGUCGUCUCUCAUUUCUAUGGUCAUGGGGAUUUAUGUGAUCUUACUGGAAAGCCACGGCAAGUAAUUGUAAAACUAAAGUGCAAGGAGUCUGAGUCCCCUCAUGCUGUUACCGUGUAUAUGCUUGAACCACAGACUUGCCAGUAUAUUCUUGGGGUGGAAUCCCCUGUGAUCUGUAAAAUUCUGGAUACUGCAGAUGAAAACGGGCUGCUUUCCAUUCCCAGCUGAAGUCACACAAAACAGCAGCAAAAGAAAAUGGAAUUUGAUCUGUAUGUAUUUAUUGAGGCUGUUAAUUAUCUAUUGGAUUUAUAUUUUUCUUGACUGACUGAACAAAACUGAAAAAUAAGUGUGACACAAGUGCUAACAUUUUCCAGCUAGCAUUGCAAAAAAUGUAUGCGUACAAUAAUUGGAGGCCAAGGAUCAUCGAGAAACAUCUUGUUUGCUUCACAGCCCUUUUCUUGAGCUUGGCUGACAUUCUUACCCGUUAAUGGAUCUGGAGGAGUCUGUAAUAUUUCAAACCAGAAUUUAACCAUCAUCAGUGAUACUGAAUUGGAACACUCUGAACAGACAUUUAUGAAUGUACAGUUAUUACUGAAAAAAAAUAUUAAGGUAACAGUUGUAAAUAUAUUUUUUUCAUUUGGAUAUUGCUGUACCUCUUAUUUAACACGUUGAACAUUUGUUCCUCUGGGUUUUUACUGAACAUGCAACUCCUGAGUAAUCUGUACAUUAUCUUUAAUCCAGUGGGCAAAAAAUAAAACCGUUUUUCAAAUA